This is a messenger RNA of Telopea speciosissima, 994 nucleotides long. RefSeq names its product probable ribose-5-phosphate isomerase 2. The transcript has a single exon. Lineage: Eukaryota; Viridiplantae; Streptophyta; Magnoliopsida; Proteales; Proteaceae. Bases 8 to 823 code for a protein of 271 amino acids. Gene Ontology annotation, molecular function: ribose-5-phosphate isomerase activity. The record is from RefSeq and is a predicted model, not a curated record. Gene Ontology annotation, biological process: pentose-phosphate shunt, non-oxidative branch.
UUUAGAUAUGACGAUCGCUUUCUCGCAUUUCGUGGGGAAAGCUAUCAUGGCUUCCUCCUCUUCUACGUCAAUUCCUGAUUUUCCGUCGAUUCCUUCUCCACGUCCGCCGCCAGUGUUAUUGACGCAGGACGAGUUGAAGCGAAUCGCUGCAUUUAAGGCGGUUGAGUUCGUGGAAUCGGGAAUGGUUUUAGGGCUGGGAACUGGGUCUACGGCUAAGUUUGCGGUGGAGCGAAUAGGAGAGCUUCUGCAAGAGGGGAAACUGAAGAACAUCGUUGGAAUACCCACUUCUAAGAAAACCCAUGAACAGGCGAUGUCGUUAGGGAUUCCUCUUUCGGAUCUUGAUUCGCUUCCAGUGAUUGAUCUUGCCAUUGAUGGUGCCGAUGAGGUUGAUCCUUAUCUCAAUCUCGUUAAGGGUCGAGGUGGGUCUCUGCUGAGGGAGAAGAUGGUUGAGGGAGCUUGCAGGAAGUUUAUCGUCAUUGUCGAUGAGUCGAAGCUGGUACCCUAUUUGGGUGGUAGCCUUCUUGCUAUGCCAGUUGAGAUUGUGCCUUUCUGCUGGAAGUUCACGACAGAGAAGUUACAGAGGUUGUUUGAAGACUCUGGUUGUGUUGCAAAGCUUAGAACUUGUGGGGAAAGUGAUGAGCCGUUCGUGACGGAUAAUGGGAAUUAUAUUGUGGAAUCGUAUUUUGAGAAGGAAAUUGGGGAUCUAAAUUCUGCUAGUGAUUCAAUUCUGCGACUUACAGGUGUUGUUGAGCAUGGGAUGUUUCUCAACAUGGCUACCACUGUGAUUGUUGCUGGCGAGCUAGGAGUCACAGUGAAGAACUAGUAGGCUUUAGAAGAUGGUUCCCUUGACAAAAUUCAUUUCCCUCAGUAUCAAUUUAAUUAUUACUGGGGCGUUUUUCAUGAAAGUUUGGAUCUGUAAUGUGAUCCUUCUCUAUUUUUCUGUUAAUAUGUGGACAAAUAUUAGGUAUGUCUUCAUAAGGUGGGAAGACCGAGC